GGGCUUCCCUCAUAACGAACCCCUGCUGGACACCAGAGCUUGCUGCCAGAUGGCCUGAGACUUACCACAGUGCAAAGUCCUAACUGUAGCAGUCAAAGCUGCAAAACAUUUUGUGUGCUAUCAUACUGUCGCUCACCCAGGACAGUGACAGCCAUGUGUCUCCUGGACUCCAAAAAGCAGAAAAAGACAGAGCUGACAAGAAAGAAAACAGCGCCGUUGACGACCGGUCAGAUGGUGCUCUGUUUGUCUCUGGUAUUUUCUCUGUAUUUGGAGGCCUCCGAUGCCCGCUGUCUUAGACCUCGUGCCAAGGAGAUGCUCUGUGGUGCAGAAUUAGUGGACAUCCUGCAAUUUAUUUGUGGGCCUACAGGAUUCUAUUUCAGCCGAUCUGCACCUCUUCGUAGCAGACCCAGGCCUGGAAUAGUAGAGGAAUGUUGCUUUUGUGGGUGUAGUGUUGCUAUCUUGGAAUCGUAUUGUGCAGCCCCAAUUACUAAUGUCACAGGCAAAGAAGAACAAAGAAACUAGGACAAUAUUGAAUGGAACCUCAAGGCAUUUUCACCAAAAAUUAAAGAUCUGUUAUAGAUGGCAACACAACCAGGUUACAAAAACCCAUUCACUGCCAAGAACAAGUUUAACGUAUUGGGGAAAACUGGAAAAAAAAUAAAAUCCAGAAUUUAAUGAAGGAAAUUAAUUAUCCUGACUGAAACCAUGCAAUAGCCCAGUGCUCUUUACUAAAAAUUGUAAAUACAGCAAAAAGGGGUUAUGUUUUUUCCUUUUAUUAUGGGCAAUCAUCAUUAGUCAACUGAAAUUCCCCAAAUAUGGUCAGGGCUAUUUGCCUUUAUUAUUGAGUUGCUCCCAGAGCCAAGAAAAGGAGGAGGCAAAUGAAGCACUUCCUUUGAAUGCAAAGUGCAAAUGAAUGCCGCCAGAGAGGAGAAUCAUAAAUGCGCUUCAGUCUGAUACAAGUGUCUUAAACCUUUAAUAAUGGGUGUCAGUUUGUUCCAACUGUAGUAUGAAGGCCAGAAGAAGUCUUGUUAAUAUGGUUUUGUAAAGCGAUAAGAUAAGAUCCACCCUUUCAUCAUUGAUUUUAGAAAUUGGAACAGAAUGGUUUAAAUUUAGGAUCUGCAAAAUGAUGUAUUAAAGUAACAUAAAAGGCAGUAGUAUAACCUCAGCAUACUAUUGCAUAGUAGCUUCAAAUGCAGAGGACUAAAAAGUCUGCUUUAUCUUUUUUUUUUUUUUAAUACACACACCUGGUGCUGAUCUCAGAGCAAAUACACGGCUGAUUGGUGGGUACGCCAGUGUAUGAAAGUCUAUGUACCACUCAGUGGUGCUUUAGAGAUGCUGUUUUUUUCGGUAGAAAAGCCUAAAGCAGACUUUUUUUUAGCUAACUUUGCAUUGCAAAGAGCCUUAAAAUAGUAUGCUGGUUCUAUUACUGACUUUCACAUACUUUUUAAUGAAUAUUUUGAGCAUAUUGGUAACUUUUUCAACUGUUGUUUUUUCAAAUAAACAAGCAAUGUUUUUUUGUAACUGUGAAAUGAAACUACUGUACAUUAUUGGCUUUAUUUGAUUAAUAAAUUAAAUCGCCCAUCUACCAAUGAA
This is a messenger RNA of Bombina bombina (fire-bellied toad), 1593 nucleotides long. Its product is annotated as insulin-like growth factor III. Gene Ontology annotation, cellular component: extracellular region. The record is from RefSeq and is a predicted model, not a curated record. NCBI's taxonomy places the organism in Eukaryota, Metazoa, Chordata, Amphibia, Anura, Bombinatoridae. The transcript has 4 exons. Gene Ontology annotation, molecular function: hormone activity. The coding region runs from base 154 to 522 and encodes 122 amino acids.